Fonsecaea erecta is the source of this 1800-nucleotide messenger RNA. RefSeq lists its product as hypothetical. Gene Ontology annotation, biological process: transmembrane transport. Gene Ontology annotation, molecular function: myo-inositol:proton symporter activity. Gene Ontology annotation, cellular component: membrane. The transcript has 3 exons. Bases 1 to 1800 code for a protein of 599 amino acids. NCBI's taxonomy places the organism in Eukaryota, Fungi, Ascomycota, Eurotiomycetes, Chaetothyriales, Herpotrichiellaceae. The record is from RefSeq and is a predicted model, not a curated record.
AUGGUCAAAGGCCAGGUCCAUCAUCGAGAACAAGCUGGAUGUUCUUCAGUGCCCGACUCCACUGUUGAGCAACCUCUUCGAGACGCGACAUUCGAGAACGUGCAUCUCUUCGCUCAGUCACAUGGACUCACACAGCAUCUCGAUGUCUUCCACAAAGCCGCAGCCAUACUCCAGGGUCAAUCCCCUCUGGACCAUCUGCCACUCGACCCAGCAGAAGCUCAGGCGUUGCAGGAUGAAACGCGCCGAAAAUGGCGGCAGCCCAAGAUGCUCUAUUUCACCAUCCUGGUGUGUUCGGUGGGCGCUAUAGAGCAAGGCUGGGCCCAGACAGGCAUGAACGGCGCCAACCUGUACUUCCCAAAGGCAUUCGGCGUUGGGUCGAAUAGCAAACAUGAUGUUUUCAUUGUCGGCUUGAUCAACAGCGGCAUUUAUCUCAGCACAGGGAUCCUAGGGGCCUGGGUCUCGGACCCCGUGAACAAUUUGCUUGGUCGGCGUGGUGCCGUCUUCUUGGGAAGCAUACUUUGCCUCGUUGCCAACCUCGGGUCCGGCCUGUGCAAGACUUGGCCACAGCUGUUGAUCUUCCGCUUCAUCCUGGGUGGGGGCCUCGGUAUCAAUGCGAGUACUGUAUCGGUAUAUGCUGCUGAAUGUGCUCCCGCUGGGAUCCGUGGUGGUCUAGCAGUAUCCUGGCAAAUGUGGACAGCUUUUGGACUGUUCCUGGGCUUCAUUGCCAACGCUGCCUUCUACAGCUAUGGCGACAACGCGUGGAGACUUCAGCUUGCAGCUCCUUUCAUCCCAACCAUACCUUUGUCGCUGAUGCUGUAUAUGUGCCCCGAGUCUCCAGCAUGGUUCCUGAAACAUGGAGACCGUUAUGAUCUCGCAUUUCGAUCACUAUGCAGUUUGCGAAACGGCGAGUUGCUAGCAGCAAAAGAACUGUAUGCUUCGCAUCUGCAGAGGACGGCAAGAUUGAAGAUGGCAGACCAGCAGGACGUUUCUUUCCUGCGUAAAGUUCGGGAACUGUUCACCGUGCCUCGCAUCAGACGAGCUACCACCGCUUCCUACGUUGUGAUGCUCUCUCAACAGCUGUGUGGCAUCAACAUCAUCGCCUUCUAUUCCUCAACAAUCUUCUCGGACGCGGGUUUCUCCGACUUUGGGGCUUUGCUGGCAUCCUGCAUCUUUGGGUUCAUCAAUUUUCUCGGAGCAUUUCCUGCAAUAUGGACCAUGGACACCCUGGGGAGGAGAUCACUUCUGCUUCUGACGUUGCCCCUGAUGGCAAUGACCUUGCUAGCAGCCGGACUGAGUUUCAACAUUCCUGCCGACAACCCUAUGCACUUCGGACUCCUGGCCACCUUGAUAUAUGUCUUCUGUGCCCUGUAUUCGCCGGGGAUGGGGCCCGUCCCGAACACCUACUCAGCAGAAGUGUUCCCCUUGUCACAUCGUGAGGUUGGCAUGAGUUUCGCCGUGGCCACGGCCAACUUUUGGGCGGCCAUCUUGUCCUUGACAUUCCCACGCAUCCUCACAGCGCUCCAGUCUCAGGGGGCCUUUGCUUUGUAUGCAGGCCUGAACGUGGUUGCGGUGGUGCUCGUCUUCCUCUUUCUCCCCGAGACGCGCUUGAAGACACUGGACGAGCUGGACGAGGUCUUUUCGGUUCCCACGAGGACGUUUGUCAAGUACCAGACGAUCGAGUUCCUGCCAUGGCUGGUGAAACGGUAUGUCAUGCGAGAGAAGGAUGCCGUUCUCUCACCGCUAUCCGUCGAUGGAGGGUAUCGGGCACUCGAACAAGACGAAGAUGAGCCAGGCACAUAG